Penicillium soppii is the source of this 1626-nucleotide messenger RNA. Its product is annotated as Major facilitator superfamily domain general substrate transporter. Bases 1 to 1626 code for a protein of 541 amino acids. Gene Ontology annotation, molecular function: transmembrane transporter activity. Gene Ontology annotation, biological process: transmembrane transport. NCBI's taxonomy places the organism in Eukaryota, Fungi, Ascomycota, Eurotiomycetes, Eurotiales, Aspergillaceae. The record is from RefSeq and is a predicted model, not a curated record. The transcript is spliced from 3 exons.
AUGUCGGAAAACCCACCUCACGAGUCUAACGAUAGAGUCGGAGAGACUUUCCACGACGCACCUGGAACGGAGAUAUUGUUUGACAACAGCGAAAAUGGGAGUCUCCCCGAUCGGCUCCACCAGCUGAAGCAUCGUUCAACUGGAGAUGGCCACAUGCUUCUAGUCCCACAGCCCUCAAUCAACGACCCGAAUGAUCCUUUGAACUGGUCGACCACGAAGAAAAGUCUGACAUUCUUCAAUGGCUGUUGGUUUGCAUUUAUGGGAGCUAUCACAGGCCCCAUCAUGGCGGCUGGCAUGAACCAACUGUCCGUCACCUUCGACAAGUCCCUCCAAGAAUUGACAUACGCGAAUGGUGCUUGUUUGAUCAACCAAGGUGUAUGGAACUUUGUAUGGAUGCCAUUCGCCGUGAAGUAUGGCCGCAGGCCGGUCUACCUCAUCUCAAAUAUCCUCAUGGCCAUCGCUUGUAUCUGGCUCGCCAUCGCAUCGGACAAAACCUAUACCGUGUUUCUCGUCGGACGUGCCUUUCUUGGCGCGUUCCAGGCACCGAUCGAGUCGAUUGUUCCAUCUACAGUAACUGACAUGUUCUUCCUACAUAACCGCGGCGAACUUGUGGCAAUCUACGGUCUGUCUGUUCUUGGAGGCAAUGAGUUGGGGCCCAUGUUUUCGGGAUUUAUUGUGCAGGCGCUUGGAAUGAGUUGGGCAUUUUGGAUUGUGACUAUGUUUGUUGGUGCCAACAUCAUCUGCAUGUUCUUCUUCAUGCCAGAGACCAAGUUUACCGGACCUCGUCCUGAGCCAUUCCAAGCAAGCCGAGCAGGCGAAGAGUCCGACUUGAAAGACCAGGUAGUGGUCGAAGAAUUAAGCCCCGUUCCCAAGAAGACUUUUGUGGAAGAACUCAAGUUCUGGAAUAGUGGAGAUCCGAACGUGAAUCUUCUUCACGUUUUCUUUCGUCCGUUCGUGCUUCUUGCCUAUCCCACCGUGGUCUGGUCAUGUUUGAUUUACGGAAUGGCUCUCAGCUGGAACGUCAUCCUCGGUGCCUCUGUAGCACAACUGUUCACACCACCUCCAUAUGGAUUCAAUUCUAACGCCCAGGGGCUUUUCUUCCUCUCACCAUUUAUCGGAUCACUCUUUGGUGUCUUUUUCUCUGGACCAGGAGGUGACUGGGUAGCAACGUUCUUUACUAAGCGCAACAACGGUAUUCGCGAGCCCGAGAUGCGACUGCCCACUUGUUUGCUAGCGGCGUUUUUCACAUUCUUCGGGGCAUUAUGGUUUGGUCUUUCCUACGAGCGCCAAAUGCAUUGGGCAAUGCCUCUUGUGGGAGCCGGUAUACUUUCAGUGGGAAGUCAAAUGGGAACCACGCUAGGAAUGAACUAUGCGCUGGAUUGCCACAAAGAGCUAUCUGUCGAGAUCAUGGUCACAAUUGCUGCUCUAAAAAGCUGUAUUGCAUGGAUUUGGACCUGGGUGAUUAACGACUUCAUUACUGCUAGUGGUGUGAUAAGUGUCUUUAUGACGGUAGCCGCUAUCAAUUUGGCGGUCUACUUAGCCUAUAUCCCAUUUUAUCUUAAGGGCAAGGAUAUCCGAAUUUGGCUGCACCGGAAGGAUUUGCUCCGGUCUGCUGGUCUCAUCUAG